Cololabis saira (Pacific saury) is the source of this 2833-nucleotide messenger RNA. RefSeq names its product TraB domain containing (gene trabd). The transcript is spliced from 10 exons. The record is from RefSeq and is a predicted model, not a curated record. Bases 66 to 1157 code for a protein of 363 amino acids. NCBI's taxonomy places the organism in Eukaryota, Metazoa, Chordata, Actinopteri, Beloniformes, Belonidae.
GUAGUAGUGUACUAGGAAACAGCAGUGCAACACAGACGAGCUGGCUUUUUUUCACUCCUGUAAACAUGGAGGGAGACAGCAAUCCAGGGGAUGAGUCAGUGGGACCAUCAGAGGAUCCGUCAGUGGAGGGGCAUCCCUGUAUACCUCCAGGUCUUGGGGACGGUGAAGCAAUUGAGAUGCUUUGGCAAUUGCGAGCCCAGCGGCGCCAGUCGAACCCGGAGCUUCCAGAGACGGCCACUCGUCUCACUGCCCCUGAUGGCAGUGUCCUGUACCUGGUGGGCACUGCUCAUUUCAGUGACAGCAGCAAAAAGGAUGUGGCCACGAUGAUCCGCGCUGUACAGCCAGACGUAGUAGUGGUGGAGCUGUGCCAGUACAGGGUGUCGAUGUUGAGGAUGGACGAGAAUACGCUGUUAAGGGAAGCCAAAGACAUAAACCUGGACAAGGUGCAGCAAGCCAUCAAACAGAAUGGCUUGAUGUCUGGCCUGAUGCAGAUUCUCCUGCUGAAAGUUUCAGCUCACAUCACAGAGCAAUUGGGAAUGGCACCUGGAGGAGAGUUUAGAGAGGCCUUUAAAGAGGCUGGACAGGUACCGUUCUGUAAAUUUCACCUUGGGGACAGGCCAAUCCCUGUGACGUUCAAGAGGACCAUAGCUGCUCUCAGUCUGUGGCAGAAGGCCCGCUUGGCCUGGGGUCUUUGCUUUCUAUCAGAUCCAAUCAGUAAAGAGGACGUAGAGAAGUGCAAACAGAAAGACCUCCUGGAACAAACCAUGUCAGAGAUGAUCGGCGAGUUUCCUGCUCUCCACCAGACCAUUGUGGCUGAAAGAGACAUCUACCUCACGCACACGCUCCGCCAGGCCACACGCUGUGUGGAGGCUCCUCAUGAUGCCCAGAAAGUGCCUGCUGUAGUGGUCGGGGUCGUAGGCAUGGGUCAUGUCCCUGGCAUUGAACGAAACUGGGAGAAGCAGCUCAACAUCGAUGAAAUCAUGAGUGUGGCGCCCCCCUCGCGUUUUGGCUGGGUGUUACGCACCAUCUUUAAGGGCGUCUUAAUGGGAGUGCUGGGAUAUGCCUGCUAUCGUGCCGGAGGAAGUUUAGGCAGAGGCCUGCUGUCCUUACCUGCAGUCCAAUCGUUACAGGAGACCCUGCGGCCACCCCCUGCUUGACUCUGCUGGUCCUUGCUAAGCCAUCACUGACACGACUUUUGAUCUAUUAAAACAAUUCAUCUAUCACCAGUAGCCUUAAAUACGGCAGGUGAGGCUGGAGGAACGGGUUUACCAGCCCACUAUUUGAACUUACUAUACAAGGACCUCGCAGACGUUAAGAGCUCCUCAACUAAUCUCGGUGUUCUUGUAGACACAGUGGGGCUAUACUGCCAAAGAAACUAUGACAGUACUUUUGCAUAUAUUAUUCAAAUCCUACAUUUUGUAAGAUUUACAGGUUACAUUUAACCAUCAUUCCUUGAAGAUCCCUCUCUCACACACAUGUUUUUCAUUUGUUAACAUCACUGGAAUCAUCUUCAGACACCUUCCCUGAUAUGAUGGAGUCAUUUUCUUAGAAGAGGCACUUUUUUUUUCUUCUUUUUUCCGGACUCUGUUCUCCUUUAGUGCCAACAUGAUUAUUGAUGAUUGGUCCACUUUAAGUCCAGCACUUUAUAAGAGACUUAGUCUUGUUCCUUAUAUGCAGCCUGUGAACGUGAAAAGAAAAUAACAUAUGUUAGUCAACUAUUAACAAGUCUGAAUUAAAGAAGUUAAAUGAGCAAGUGCAUGAAGCGACCCAUGUGGUGUAAAGAACAUGUGAAAAAAAAAAAACAAAAAAAAAAAACAUCUUUGGCUUAAACUUGAUGUGUGAUAUGUCCUGAUUCAACAGCCAAGUGCCUCAUGUUGCAGCUGUAAGGGCUACUGAAUAUGAAUGACAACAAAUUGUGUUAUAUUUAUCUUGCAUAUAAAAAUACUCAGUGCAACUUUUUAAGAUGAUAUCUUAUUAUUUAAAAUGAGGUCUAUUUUAUACAGACUGUUGUCCUGCAUACAAAUGUAGCUUUUGUUGACUUUAAAAUCUUAACAUGACUCAUAUUUUAUGGGAACUUUCCUUUUAUAGAGACAUGACGCAGGACGAACCUAAACACUGUACGCCUCUGAAACAGAAGUGCAUAAUCUUGUAUGUGAUUGAACCUCCAAUAUGAGGCCCUUGUACAUUUACUCUUUAAUAGGGUACAUCUUUGUGUAAGAGUUCUUUAUUGACACAGAUGUGUGCAAUUCAUGGAAAAUACCAUCUCUUAAAAAAAAUCUAAUGAGAACCAGAGAAAUAGUUUGUGUGUUCACAAACUAUUUCUAUUGGUAGUAUUUCUUACUACAUUCACAAACAUUUGCAUUUUUAUUGAGUUGGAUUGUGAAUUGGAUCAGGGCAUUAGAUAAUGAGAAUUUAAAUAUUAUUUUUUGUCUUUAAAAUCUGACCAUAACUAAUUUAUUUUGACUUGUUUUGCUUAUUCUCAAAUAAACAAUAGAUUUAGACAAAAUUGGAAUAUUAAGCCUUACUUAGACUCCACAGCUGCCUUUAACCCUCAGAUUGCCUCCUUUGCCUGAAUCUUACUAUCGACACAUAGUAGAGCUUCUUACUGCAUGUUUUGAAAAUUGUUAUGAUGGUAUCCCUGGAACUACAAUAUGCCAUGUAGGAGAUGUCAGAGUAAACUGUCCUGUCAGUGAUGAUUGCUUGGUUACAAACCUGUAUCAAAAUCCAUUUCCUGGUAAUCCCUCUUGUAAUUUUUAAGCAAUGUUUGUGUACAGUACUUAUAUUUUUUAUUCUCUAUGUAUUAGCAGGGAAAUGAAAGGAGAUUUCACUUUAA